Fusarium keratoplasticum is the source of this 546-nucleotide messenger RNA. RefSeq lists its product as uncharacterized. Gene Ontology annotation, biological process: tRNA processing. Bases 1 to 546 code for a protein of 181 amino acids. Lineage: Eukaryota; Fungi; Ascomycota; Sordariomycetes; Hypocreales; Nectriaceae. Gene Ontology annotation, cellular component: nucleolar ribonuclease P complex. The transcript has a single exon. The record is from RefSeq and is a predicted model, not a curated record.
AUGGCCAAGGCCAAGGAGCCGAAAGGCGUCCAGAACCGCAUCAUCUAUUCCAGAGCCUCCUAUCUUUACCAAGCGGCCUCAUACCUCGCCAGUCAAAAUCGUCAACCUGGACAAGAUGCUGCAUCAAAAUCCUCGCCCUCAGGUCAUGAGCACAGUGCUCCAGCACCAACAGCCAACGAACAAAGGGCCACGCAGAAUAUGUCUCGGCAUAUCGCCUCCAGCUUACGGGCCGUUUCUUUGAAGGCCCAGAUUCGACAAAGCCCAGCCAUGAAGCAGACCAUCUGCAAAUUCUGCGACACUCUCCAGGUCGAAGGGGAGACGUGCACCUCAACCGUGGAGAAUGCCAGCAAGGGCGGGAGGAAACCCUGGGCAGAUGUUCUUACGAUACGAUGCAAGACGUGUGGAAACGUCAAGAGGUACCCCGUCAGUGCGCCAAGGCAGAAGAGGAAGACCUUGCGAGGACCGAAGCCCGAUGAGCCCAUGGAGGAUAUUUGCGACGAGACAAAGACUCAAGAGCCCACCCCAGGAACGACACCAGGGCCGUGA